AUGACUUUCAAUUCGAUCUUGUGCACUCAGUGGCCGGAAGGAGCGAAGGCAUUUGCAUUUGCAGAUGAUGCUACAUUCAUCGUCAGAGGACACAGCAGGCACGUUCUCGAAGCCCGCUGCAAUGACGUUAUCUCGCAGUUUGACAUGCUCUGCAACCAAAAGAAGCUACGAAUCUCGGAGCUCAAGUCGAAAUAUAUAAUAUUCCAUAAACCUGGCCAGACACUCCUUCGCAAUCCAUGUAUUAACCUUAGACAAAAGAGAGUAAAACGAGUGAAAGAACUAAAGCUUCUCGGCUUAUUAAUCGAUGAAAAACUCUCCUGGCUCCCUCAUUUGCGAGCUCAACGCAUUAAAGCUCAUAGAAUAGCCUCCCGAAUAAAGGGCAUGCAAGGCUCAGACUGGGGGCUCCGGCCCCACAUCCUAAAGAUAAUAUACAGCACAGUGGUAGAAAAAAUACUUAUCUAUGGAGCGGCCAUAUGGGCACUUCCAAUGACUACAAGGAAGCAACAAAUUUUGAACAGCGUUCAACGCCCAUUUGUUUUGGCCAUCACGAGGGCCUACAGGACCACAGCGACUGCAGCAGCCACAGUGCUGGCUGGACUUAUUCCACUGCACAUACGGGCCCAAAUGGAAGCGGUCAUCGCAAAAGUUACUCUCCUUAAGCAACCUGCUCAAUACCAGAACCUCCAUUUCUCACCGGAGGACUUUGAGAGCAAUCUACAAGUUGCGGAAGUACACCCGGCCCUUUUCUGCAAGAAUGUCCAUGCUUAUACAACGAUGCUUGAAGACAACAACGAUCACUCUAAUGCCCUUAAGAUUUAUACAGAUGGCUCCCAGGUGAAUGGAACGACAGGCUGUAGCUAUACCAUCAAACGAAAUGGAAGCACCUUAAGGUCUUGGAAAGGCUUUCUGGGCGCAGGCAACUCGGUCUUUCAGGCGGAAGCCGAAGCCAUACGCCAGGCAAUCCUAGCAGCGAGUCAAUUUAGCUACUCCACCGCAGAAAUACACACCGACAGCCUGUCAGCAAUUCAUGCAAUUCGGAAUCCUUUUCACAGGUCGCCCAUCAUAGGGCGCAUUCAGCAAACCCUGCACCAGUACGAAGGACGCAUCCUCAUCUUCUGGAUUAAAGCACACGCUGGACACCAGGGGAAUGAGGAGGCAGAUUUACUAGCCAAAGAAGCCGCGAGCAAUCUCGAUGCGGAACAACUGGCAAUAAAAUUACCAAAAUCCUAUGUAAAGAAGGCUGUUCUAAACGCCGCACUCAAGCAAUGGCAGGAAGAGUGGAAUUCUAUUCCGCAAGGAAGAAGGACCUACGAAUUCGCUCACAAAGUCAGCCUUGAGAGACAGAUAUCUCAGCCACACAUCACCAGAUUUAUAACGGGUCAUGGUCCAUUCCCCGAUUAUUUUCUAGAGCGAAGAAUAACAAACACCAACAUCUGUGUGUGUGGCCAGCCAGGUAGCCCGGACCAUUAUGUCACCUUCUGCCCACUAACACGAGAGUGGCACAUGCCGUUUUACAACACAGAUCCAGCCUAUAAAAGAUUCUUCAUUCGCCAACCAGCGGUACUUAAAAAACUCAAAAGUAUUAUGGACAGACUGCAAGCAUUAGGCCAGGACUUGUGUGAUUCGGCUUAA
Messenger RNA from Stegodyphus dumicola, 1632 nucleotides. RefSeq lists its product as uncharacterized. The record is from RefSeq and is a predicted model, not a curated record. NCBI's taxonomy places the organism in Eukaryota, Metazoa, Arthropoda, Arachnida, Araneae, Eresidae.